AUGUUGGCAAAGUGGCUGAUCAGGGGAAUUCUUGGAGAGAGAAGUCAAGAGCACAAAAAUGCCAAGAUGGAACGAAAAUCAGCCAAACUGGCACAUAAAAUCUCCCGGUUGGAUGUGAAAGCUGCCAAAAUUGAUUACAUGGCUACAAAAUGUCAGUACAAAUCUCAACAUAAGAAGUUAUCCUGGCGCCAGAAGAAAUGGCAGAAAAAGGCGGACAAUUUGCUGAAGCAGGCAUCAAAGCUUCAGGAGAUUUCUAGACCUCAGGAAGGCACACAACCAGAAGCCCCUCAAGUGGAGCCUGAAGCAACUGGAAGAUGGGUCAAGGAUCAAGAACAUGAUAUUACCAUUCUUCCUCCUCGCUAUGAAGAUGUCUGUUUACAGCAUCAGCCACCACCGUAUGAGGAGAACGUGACGGAGAAGACCAAACUUUACCCGGUGUUGAUGUAG
Molecule: messenger RNA, 447 nt
Organism: Candidula unifasciata
Lineage: Eukaryota; Metazoa; Mollusca; Gastropoda; Stylommatophora; Geomitridae
Source: the annotation of a GenBank genome assembly